AUGUGCGGCAUCAGCUGUAUUCUCGGCUUGGAAGGUCAAGCGGCCCACCCCUCACCUAGCGAGCACAUCAAUGGUGUUAAUGGCCAAGUCGUGAAUGGCGAGGUUGAUUGUAAAAGACUGGAGUUGGAGAGAGAACUUGAUGCCAGCCUGGAACUCAUCAAACACCGCGGCCCCGACUCCCGCGGCCACUGGAUCAGCCCCGACAACCGCGUGGCACUCGGCCACGUCCGCCUAGCAAUCAACGACCUCACCCCCGACGGCGCCCAGCCCUUCCACGACGACGAAGACACCAUCCAUGCUGUCGUCAACGGCGAGCUCUACGACCACGAAGCCAUACGCGCCGACCUCGCCACAAAGACGAGCUACAAAUUCAAGGGCAGGAGCGACUGCGAGAUCGUCAUCGCGCUGUACAAGUACUACGGGCUGAGCUUCCUGUCGCACCUCCGCGGCGAGUUCGCGCUGUGUUUGUAUGACAGCCGGACGCAGUUCUUCGUUGCGGCGAGGGACCGGUAUGGGAUUAAGCCGCUGUUCUGGACAAGGCAGGAUGGGAGGCUGCUUGUGGCUGCGGAGGCGAAGGCGUUUUUGCCGCUGGGAUGGAGGCCGGAGUGGGAUGUUAAGAGCUUGCUGGAUGCGGGCUGGAACCAUGAUGAAAGGACGCUGUUCAAGGGCGUUGCGAAGAUUCGGCCGGGCCAUUACUUGACGUGUCAGAGCUCGGGGCAUAUCGAGCAGAGGCAGUAUUGGGACAUUGACUAUCCAGAUAAGCGAAUACCGGACCUGAGGUCUGAGGAGGAGAUGAUUGAAGGAGUUCGACAGCGCUUGCUAGACGCUAUCCGGGUUCGGCUGCGCGCCGAUGUCCCGGUCGGUGUGUAUCUGAGCGGCGGUAUUGACUCUUCUGCGAUAGCGGGUAUGGUGACACACCUGGUCGAGGAGCAAGGCGAAAAGAUGGGCAAUGAUAAGGAGACUGAACGGGUGAGCUGCUUCAGCAUCGCCUUCGACGAAGACAGCGGCUUCGAUGAAUCCUCGAUCGCAAACCGCACCGCCGACUUCCUCGGCGUCAAGUACUACAAGAAACACAUGUCCGAAGCCGCCCUCGCCGAGCGCUUCGAAGACGCAACCUGGCACUGCGAGCACCACAACCCGGACCUCAACUUCGUCGGCAAAUACGCCCUCUCCGAAGUGCCCCGCGAAGUCGGCUUCAAAGUCGUCCUCACGGGCGAAGGCGCCGACGAGUCCUUCGGCGGCUAUCCCGUCUACCUGCCGGACUACCUGCGCGAGCCCGACCGGUCCUUCCCCUCAAACCCUCUAUCGGAAGAGGAGCGGCUCAGGCAGCUCGAGCAGACCGAGAUCGCCGCGACGGAGUAUUACAGCAGCGUAGGCGCCGACGCCUCGAACCGCGGGCCCUCGCUGGCCCGCCGCAUGCUCAACAACAUCACGACCGUCUCCUCCAUGGCCGCCUUCUCGCUGACCGUCUACGCGCCCUGGACGGCCUGCUACGGCGCGUGCGACGCGCAGCAGACGAUCGCCAACAGCGCCGACGGCACCAAGCGCGACCUCAUAGCAACGAGGUGGCAUCCGCUGCACGCGGCGCAGUACGUGUGGUCCAAGGGCCACCUCGCGAACAUCUUCCUCACGUGUCUGGGCGACCGGACCGAGAUGGCGCACUCGAUUGAGGCGAGGACGCCGUUUCUGGACCACGUGCUGGCCGAGUAUGUCAACGGGUUGCCGCCGAGUGUCAAGAUUCGGUGGGAUGCGGGGGAGAAGCGGUUCACGGAGAAGUGGAUCUUGAGGGAGGCGUGUAGGCCGUUCAUCACGAGGGAGCUGUACGAGAGGAAGAAACAUCCCUAUUCGGCGCCGACGACCUAUCCGACUGGCGGUCCCCUGCAUAAACUCCUCUCCGGGCUCAUAACGCGGGAGAAUGUGGAGAGUCUUGGGUUUGUGGAUUGGAGCAAGGCUGAAGGGCUGGUGGAAAGAGCGUUCAUGCAGGAUGAGCCGUUGGCGAUGCGCUUUGCUUUCACGAUCGCCCAGUGGAUCGUCAUCUCCCAGCGUUUUGGCGUUCGCAAAGCCGAACCGCCGGUGGGGUGGAAGGAAGGUGUGGGUAUAAUGAGCUGA
Molecule: messenger RNA, 2109 nt
Organism: Coniosporium apollinis CBS 100218
Lineage: Eukaryota; Fungi; Ascomycota; Dothideomycetes
Product: asparagine synthase (glutamine-hydrolyzing)
Exons: 4
Coding region: 1-2109 (702 amino acids)
Cellular component (GO): cytosol
Molecular function (GO): asparagine synthase (glutamine-hydrolyzing) activity
Source: RefSeq, a predicted model, not a curated record